Molecule: messenger RNA, 6091 nt
Organism: Seriola aureovittata
Lineage: Eukaryota; Metazoa; Chordata; Actinopteri; Carangiformes; Carangidae
Gene: klhl15
Product: kelch-like family member 15
Exons: 9
Coding region: 212-2236 (674 amino acids)
Biological process (GO): protein ubiquitination; nuclear protein quality control by the ubiquitin-proteasome system
Cellular component (GO): Cul3-RING ubiquitin ligase complex; nucleus
Molecular function (GO): protein binding
Source: RefSeq, a predicted model, not a curated record
ACCGCACAACGCCCUUUAGUUCCGCCCAGAAGGGAAAUGACGCCGGCGCAGAAAAUGGCGUCCGCAAAGCCUGUGUACUGCUGUGGUUUGUUACCCGUCUAAUUCAGAGGCAGAGUGGGGGGGUCUCUCCGUCUGGCAGAUGGACGAUAAUAAUAUGGCAGUGCACCGCUGCCGUCCGCUUUCUUGAGCCCGGAAUCGAACCCGCAACUUCAUGUCCGAAGGAGCCAGAGCUGCCUGGUCGAAGAGGGGUUGUGGGGAUUCGCACCGCCGAGAACCAGGGAAACAUAAACACAGGAAAUGCGAGCGGCCCCUUAGCGCUCAGCCGUCAAAGCCUGUGAUUGUUCGCCCGGGCUCCAAAAGGUGUGUUAUGUCGGGGGCGGAUGUGGAGGUGUACCUGUCCCAGGUACACGAUGGGAGUGUGUCGUCGGGCUUCCGGGCGCUGUACGAGGAGCGUCUGCUGCUGGACGUCACGCUGUUGAUAGAGGAGCACCACUUCCAGGCCCACAAGGCGCUUCUGGCCACGCAGAGCGACUACUUCCGGGUCAUGUUCACGGCGGACAUGAGGGAGAGGGACCAGGACAAGAUCCACAUGAAGGGGCUGACGGCCGCUGGGUUCGGCCACAUCCUCCGCUUCAUGUACUACGGCUCGCUGGAGCUCAGCAUGCCCACUGUGCAAGAGAUCCUGCAGGCGGCCAUGUACGUCCAGCUGACGGAGGCGGUGGAGUUCUGCUGCUCCUUCCUGCUGGCCAAGAUCUGCCUGGAGAACUGCGCCGAAGUCAUGCGGCUCCUGGAGGACUUCAGCGUGGGCGUGGAGGGCGUCCAGGAGCAGCUCGACAACUUCCUACUCGACAACUUUGUCCCCCUCAUGAGCCGACCCGACUUCCUGUCCUACCUCAGCCUGGAGAGACUGCAGGCGUACCUGAACAGCGACGCUCUGAGCCGCUUCCCAGAAAUCGAGCUGUACGAAGCUGUUCAGUCGUGGCUGCGACACGACCGGCGGCGCUGGAGGCACACGGACACCAUCGUGCAGUCCAUCCGCUUCUGUCUCAUGACGCCCGCCAACAUCUUUGAGAAGGUGAAGACGUCAGAGUUCUACCGUUACUCCAGACAGCUGAGGCAGGAGGUGGACCAGGCGCUCAGCUACUUCCAUGAUGUCAACCAGCAACCUCUGGUGGAGACGCGCUCCAACCGCAUCCGCUCCGUCCGCCCGCAGACCGCCGUCUUCAGGGGGAUGAUCGGUCACAGUAUGGUCAACAGCAAGAUCCUGCUGCUGCAGCGCCCAAAGGUGUGGUGGGAGCUGGAGGGACCUCAGGUGCCACUGCGACCGGACUGCCUGGCUAUUGUCAACAACUUUGCCUUCCUGUUGGGCGGAGAGGAGCUGGGGCCCGACGGGGAGUUUCACGCUUCCUCCAAAGUCUACCGCUACGACCCUCGCCAGAACUCCUGGCUACGCAUGGCGGACAUGUCCGUGCCCAGGUCAGAGUUUGCUGUGGGCGUCAUCGGCAAGUUUAUCUACGCGGUGGCGGGCCGGACGCGAGACGAGACCUUCUACUCCACAGAGCGCUACGACAUCACAGAGGACCGCUGGGAGUUCGUGGACCCGUACCCGGUAAACAAGUACGGUCACGAGGGAACGGUCCUCAAUGGAAAACUGUACAUCACUGGUGGAAUCACGUCCUCCUCCACCUCCAAACAGGUGUGUGUGUUUGAUCCGGGGCGGGAAGCCGGAGGUGGGGGAGGAGGAGGGAGCUCGGGCGGCUCGGACGCACACAGGACACGCGCCGGCCGAGGCCCCCUGCUGCCCGGCACUCACGCCAGCUGCUGGGAGAACAAAUCCAAAAUGAACUACGCCCGUUGCUUCCACAAGAUGAUCUCUCACAACGGGAAGCUGUACGUGUUCGGAGGCGUGUGCGUGAUCCUGCGGGCUUCCUUCGAGUCGCAGGGCUGCCCGUCCACCGAGGUGUACGACCCAGAGACUGACGAGUGGACCAUCCUCGCCUCCAUGCCCAUUGGGCGCAGCGGCCACGGGGUGGCGGUGUUGGACAGGCAGAUCAUGGUGCUGGGCGGCCUGUGUUACAACGGCCACUACAGUGACUCCAUCCUCACCUUCGACCCCGACGAAAACAAGUGGAAGGAGGACGAGUAUCCCAGGAUGCCUUGCAAACUGGACGGUCUGCAGGUGUGCAGCCUGCAUUUCCCAGAGUAUGUGCUAGAGCACGUCAGACGCUGCAGCUGAGGUCUGCUCCACAACACGCCUCCUUUUAUAGAAAUGGGAAUGCACUGUUCAAGGACUGAAGUCUCCCGCUGGGAGACCAGGUGUUUACAGGUGAGAGACUCUAAUGAUGUGCAGGCUUUUAACCUAGAGACCAGCACUUACCUAAGGUAAGGAAAAGAUGGCUGGGGCCAUAGAUUCGCUCUUCUUACUGAAGGCAGUCGAAGCGUGGCGCGGUUACACGCCACACGUUAACAGUCAGCUUGAACAUUUUCAGAAUUAGCUUUCUCAGAAAAUUAAGGAAAAUAAUGGUGGGGAGAAAAAAAGGUUUCAUUCUGCUGGUUUAUGUUUGGACUGUGGUCAGUUUCCUAUUCUACUACUCACCUACUGUAUUAAGCUGUCCAGUCAGGCUUACUGCAGAAACGCACUGGAAGCGUCAGAGUCAUUCAUUUACAAAGGGAACCUGCUUUUAUUUUACUCCAUCUUCACCAGUCAAUGAAAACCUGAAGUCUCGUCUGAAUUAUGCGUCUCCUCCUGCGUCGCAGCCAUCCACCUAUUUAAAGGCAAACACAUCCUGUAUAUCUUUAAUCCAGUUGCUCUUGUUGAGAAAUAGGUUAGUGACGAUUUCCACCGAUCACAAAACGCCCUGUCAGAUAUAUAACAGCAAGUUAAAGCGUACAAUGAGGUAUAUAAACAAAAUGUAACACUAUAUACUGUAGUGUAGUUGAUAUCAUAGCCUGUCUCCAAGUAUACGAAGCAGAUUAGAGAAUGGAGACCGUUAAACAUGACGAUGUUGCCACAGAUGCUGCUGACGCUUCAGGCUGCCGCUGUAAUCUGCCCGAUUACAAAUCCAUAAAUUCAGGUUUCGCUUCCAGUGCGUUUUGGCUUUUUCCUCCUAAUUCUGCUCUUUACUCCCAGAUAUCCACUCCACUGUGCUCAUGUCCAUAUAACGUCACCGUGUCUUUCUGUGUCCCCUCUCCUCCCUCUGUCUCAUAGUUUGAGAAUAUUUGUGUGUGUGUGGAUGAGCGAGAGCUGAACGCAAGAUUGAGAGGGAAAAAAAGAUAAAAAAACGCCGCACAACUCCAUGGUACACGAUGGUUCGUUCUUCAUACGGUGACGAUGUCGUAGGCGGAGGUAACGUCUCGGAGCGGUCCUGUAUCUGUCCAGUCACUGGCAGUGCUUUACUUACUCUCAUCUACAUUCCCUGCACUUUAUUGCCUCUGGUUGGGUGCAACAGUUCACCAGCUAAACCUUCCAAGCAGCUGUAGUGUCACAACACGCCUGUAACGCUGGAGACGUUUAGCAGUGUCUGAAAUUAACUGUCUGUCUGACUCGCAGUGAACGCACCAUGAAAUAUGCAGCAAGUUAAAAUCAUCGAAGAACAUGUUGAUAUUCUUAAACUAAACCUUCUGCAAGAGAAGAUGAUUCGUAAAACAACUUGAUGGAUACGAGCUGUUCACGAGGAGGUCGUUAUUAUAAUCAAAGGCCCUAAAAUAGUGUCAGAAAGCUUCCUGCUCUGCUGCGUUUGUGGAACAGAUUCAUUCACAGAAAUAUUAUCAAAGAGUGAAAACAAGAUUUUUACACAGCAGAGCUUCAGGUCCUGCAGUCACAGACUUAGUUGUAUGGCUGCUGUUAAGUAUUCAGUUAUGAUUCAUCCAUAUAUCCUUUUUUUAAUCUGUAAAAUGUCAAAAUAAAUUGCCAAAAAAAAAAAAAAAUGCCCGUCACAGCUUCUCAGAGCUCAAGGUGACGUCUUUAAACGUCGUCUUUGUUUGACCAUCAGUAUAAAACCCACAGGCUUUCAUUCAAUAACGAAAUAUGACAAAGAAAAUCAGAAAGUCCGCACAGGAGUGAGAGAAGUUUCCAAGUUUCUGUGCAGUAAAAUGCACCAGUAAAAAUCCCCAGAUGUUCCUGUAAACCAGUGAAGCUCAGUAGAAUCAACACCAGCCAGUGUUUCCAGAUGUUUGUCCACUGAAGCGUUUGUCAGGCUGUUAAUUUCAGACACUGAGAUCUCACCUGGAGCACUUCAGCCAUGUCAGAGGAGUUACUCAGCAGAUGUCCAGCGCCUUGACCCUGCAGCCCAGCAGCUCCUUGUCCUUUCUGGAUAUUUAUUUUUCCUUUUUUUUUUUUUAAAUUUUUUAAAUUUUUAUUUUCAUGAGCCAACUGUGAAAAGGGCUAGAGCACACACUGAUGCAGUUCUGUCUGUCAGCCGCGUAUUUAAGUUAUUUAUUUUGUGAGGUAUUGCUUUUCACCGAGCUAUGCAGUUACAGUAGUCGGAUUAUUUAUUAUGAGAAGAAUUUCAUUGUGAGCCGUAUUGUUUUCAGUCCUUGUCUUCGUUCCUCGUCUCACCCUCGGCCGUCUGUCCUCCUCCACCUCAGCAGCACUGCAUGUGGCUGAUGAAUGGAUGCUGUGGAGAAACGUCUCCCGGGUUCCCAAGAAGAGAGUCAGUGAGCCUAUAGGUGGAAAUAUUUGAACAUUUUUCUUUGGUCUUAACACAUGAACAGGUGCAUUUUAAAGGAGAAUACUGGUGUCAUUUCAAAUUACAGUCCAGUUAUCACCGUGUCCAGCAACUUUACCUUUCCUUUCAUGCAAAUGAAGAUUCACCAGAUGGUAAAUUUUCAGGUUUUCCAUCAUUUCCAAAACAUAAAUUGUUGGUGGCAGAUUUCAAUUUGAUUCUCUGGUAUUAUCUUUUAAUUCAUGAUUCUUUGAAUCAACAUUGUCCCUGUUGUCCAUACACGAACCUGAAAACCUGAGCCGCAGCGUUACAGUGUUGAUGCGAUGCCACCUGGGUUCGUAUUUUUGGGGAAAUCUUCAACGCUUCAUGUCACUGGCAGAGAUCUGAGAUUGUGUACAUUUCCUCUGUGAACGCCUCAGCAGUGAGAAGUUGUGUGUGUCCCUGUGGACUUUUAACGUAAUCUCAGUUUUCUAAUUUGGGGAAAUGUUUGAAAGCAAAAAAAAUAAAUAAAUAAAAUGCAUUUAACGCAGGAGGGCUGCAACUGAAGAUUAUUUUCUUAGUCGAUUAAUCGUUUAGUCCGAAAAAAUGUCCGUCAUAAUUUCCUACAGCUGAAGGUGACGUCUUCAAAUGUCUUGUUUAAACCCAAAGAUCUGUCAUUUACUGUAAAAAGAAAAGCGAUUAAUCAACUAAUCGUUGCAGCUCUGAAACGCAGCCGUUGCACUACUUGUCAUUUCACAAAUGUUUUGCCAUCAAACCUGGUAAAACAGGAGUGAAAUGAAAAUAGAAAACACUAAGUCAAAGGAAAAUAAGCUAUUUUUGCUUUCAGACUCUAUUCUAUCCCAAAUUUCUAAACUUUUUUUUUAAACUUUCAGAUAUUUUUAUUCAAAUUCUUCACACUUCACAUUUUAUUUUCUCAUUUUUGCACUUUUUUUUCCUGGUCACUUUUCUUUUUUUUUUUUACGCCUCAACAAUCUUUAAAAGCCACAGGAGUCUCACAUGUGCUGAACACACACAUGGUCACACUGUCGGAGGCAUGUGUGGUUGGGAAUCAAGCCUCUUUUUAAAUCCACGUCCCUCUUACAUUACUCUGAUACCAUGAACAUCACAUCUGUCACUCUGCAGUCCUCUCGCUGCUCCUCCUCUCAUGAUGCUCUUUAAAGAAGAAACAUGUACCUGAUGAAGUACUACUGUCCUGAGUUGAGGCACAUUCAGUCAUAGCGCAGCAUCCUUUAGUCCACCAGUCUUCAGUCUGUCAGUAGGAAAACAGAAUAGAGGAUUAAAAAAAAAAAAACAUACCUUGCUACAACGACUGUAUCCGAAAAAGAAAGUAAAAUCAGAUUAACAUAUCUUAUAAUCUGAGUAGAAACUCUUUGGAAACGAUUUGUAACUUCUUUCCAGAAAUAAAUGUUCAUAUUGGUCAACUUUCA